Molecule: messenger RNA, 1083 nt
Organism: Ilyonectria robusta
Lineage: Eukaryota; Fungi; Ascomycota; Sordariomycetes; Hypocreales; Nectriaceae
Exons: 2
Coding region: 1-1083 (360 amino acids)
Source: RefSeq, a predicted model, not a curated record
AUGUUGCGAGGCCACGGCCAAGGCCGGGGGCCGGGCUCUGUGAGCUCUCGCAGCUCUCUCAACGGCGUCGGCUUCCUGCCCGUCAUCGCAGAGAACGAAGUCGUCCAUCCACAACCAUCACAACCAAAGCCCGUUGUCGCUCACCUAUCCCCCUUACCUCUUCCCCUCCGCGUGCCCCAAAAAUCUCCUCGUCGCCCAUCACCUGGUCGCUCGUCACCCGGGACGCCGCAGGGCCACCCUCCGCCCUAUGUCCCGCCAUAUAUCUUGGGCGCCGUCCCGACGCUGAAUCACCCUCCGCCCAGCUACAAGGAGGCCGACGGGGAGUCACAGGAACGGGAGGCCCGGAUGCAGCGGGGUGAGUAUGGCGGACGCAGGACGCAUGUGGACCGGUGGUGUUAUAUCUUGGGAGUCGCAGUGGCUGUGUUGGUCAUUAUUGCUGUCGGACUCGCGGUUGGCUUGACAGUUGGCUUGCAAGACAAAGGACGAGAAAAACACAGCGGAGGAUCUGAUUUUCUAGACCAAAGCUUCCCAGCUGGGUCUUUCUCCUUCGAAGUCAAUCUUCAAGAGACAUCAACCAAAUGCACCUCCAACCCGUCUACCUGGCGGUGCUACCCAUACACCGAUGGCGACUCGGCCGCCUUCUUCUGGGUCAUCACCGCUGAAUCCUCCUCCGCAUACACCAUCUCCUCUACGGAGAACCCCUUUGCUCCAUCCUUCGUCAACCGCUCGCUUGCCAUCAUCGACGCCGGCCAGUCCACCGAGCGUCUGCGCUUCUCAUUUUCCAUGGCCAAGUCGGUCGUCCCCUCGGACAAGCUGACCUCGGACAACCGUGCCGCAACGUGCAUCUUCGACGACACCCGAUUCGAGGCCACGCUAUGGACACGACAACGCGGGAACCGCACCAUCGACCCGCAACCCGGUGACGUCAAGUUUGGCGCCUGGCCUGGCGACGCCGAGAUUGUACAGAGCAAGCCCGGUACGACGGGCCCGCCCAAGUGCGAGGACACCAACGGCAACAGCAUUGGCAACGUCGAAGCCAGGUCCGGAACUUGCAAUUGCCGGUACUCAAACCUCGAUGAUUGA